GCACUUCACCCUGUAACGACACAACAACACCAACAAUAACAUAAGCAUAGAAAAUGUGCAGCAUGCACGUUUUUUUAAUUGGUUAGAAUGAUAAGCAUAGCCAUAACAUAACCAACCACUCGUGCAUUGGGACACCUGUCAAGUCGCUAGCAAGGGAUACAGUAUCAAAAUUAGCAGUUUCAAGUCAACGAGUGUGACACAAGUGUGCGAGCAAAUAAUCGCGGAAGAACAUUAACCACAGUGAGCUGCUGCCCCGUCCAACAUUCAGCUGUUAUGCAAGCAGGGGGCAGACAAGCAGACAAUUGAAUUAGCCGGCAUGCUGCUCAAUCGAUUUGUCUUGGCAAUCAAAACCCAAUCCCGGGAAACUCUUCGCGCCUGGAGCUAUCAGUGCGAGUCGAUCUUCGCCCAACGCUCGCGGCGCAUCCAGCAACUGCUGACAUUCUAUCAGUCGGUCUACGGCACACAGGGUCUCAAGCAGCUAUGGCGCGCCUACUAUCGCCGGGAGCUCCAGCCACCCAUACGUGGAUUAAUGCUGAGCGCCGUGGGACUCAUGGGACUGAACAUAAAGCGGAUGGGCAGCGACGGCUUUGACUGGAACAAGGAGCGUCUGUCGCUCUCCAACUUUGACAUGUGCCGACGGGACAUUGAGUUCAUCAACACACUGCCCAAUAACAAGCUGUGCGAGAGCUGCAAGGCCAAGAAAAUGAAAUACUGCUACUGUCAGCUGGGGAAUCAAAGGUGUCGCAAGAGCGGUGCAUCCAUCCCGUCGACGAGCAAGCAGGGGCCGAGCCCAGGCUCCGGUCCGGACAAUGGCUCCAUACGCAACUGUCGCACACCCAUUGGGUUGGAUACUCGAGACGCGCCAGCUGGAGUGGUUCGGAUUCAGGCCCAGGACGAUCAGAAAUGGGAGCCGUACUUUAGUAAAAACGAGUUUAGCAUCUGGAGGCGGGAGGAACGCUCAUCUUUGUACUCAUAUAAGGUUUAUGCUCGAUUUGAUGACAUCACAGCCGACGAUUUCCUCCAUGUGCAAACAGAUCUUGACUAUCGCCGACAGUGGGAUGACACGGCCCUGAGACUGGAGCUGAUAAGCGAGGACCCUGUUCCGGGUAGCAACUCGCAUUUGAUCUACUGGGAAAUGCAGUGGCCCCGGUUGUUUGCGAACCGCGACUACGUCUACUGUCGACGCUACAUCAAGGAUGAGGCACGAAAAAUGAUAUUCAUUUGCAAUCGGGGGGCCAAGCACGGCACAUAUCCAGCACUGUCCGGCAAGGUGAGGGUGACCGACUACUGGAGCUUGAUGGUCAUCAAGCCGUUCCGCGGAUUCCACGAGCCUGGCCUGCAUUUCAUACUCACUUAUUACGACGAUCCUGGCAUACCCAUACCGCAGAACAUCAAGUCGUGGGUGACGCAGAAGCAAAUGCCCGAAUUUCUAACCAAAAUGUAUGUGGCCACAAAGAACUAUGCCUGCACGCGUGCCCUCAAAAUGAAAGACAUGUUCAAUAGCUUUAAUCUCAUCAACGAGGACUACACGGCCAAUGCCCAGCGUGGCAGCUGGCUGGGCAGCCUAAGCCGGAACAGUGUCAGCCACAGUCACGACGAUGAGACAAAGAAGCGUUAAGUUAAGUUCGAUCUCUUUGGUUUCCCCAUCCACAAGGCUCCUAACCCCAAACAAAACAGACCCUCUGAUCCGUUCUCCUAUUUCUUGCGACCAUUUCAACCCAUUUUUGGCAAAAAUAAACCUAAACCUA
This is a messenger RNA of Drosophila subobscura, 1748 nucleotides long. RefSeq lists its product as uncharacterized. The record is from RefSeq and is a predicted model, not a curated record. NCBI's taxonomy places the organism in Eukaryota, Metazoa, Arthropoda, Insecta, Diptera, Drosophilidae. The transcript has 2 exons. Bases 317 to 1618 code for a protein of 433 amino acids. Gene Ontology annotation, molecular function: lipid binding.